AACCUUUGCCAACGUCUUUGAGGAAUGUUUGAAGGAAGAGGAAAAAUCGGAACCUUUGACGGUAGACGUAGUUGCUCAGAAAGUUACCGAGGCAGCAUUCAAAAAGUAUAAUGAUAAAAGAGCUGCUUAUAAAGAUUGGGAAAAGUUAACGUGCGCCCAAGCAAGUCCAUUGUGGGCAAACGUGAAAGAUGUCAGACAGGAACUGGAAUUAAUGUCAAAGGGCAUGAAGUGGAAGCCUUCACAGGAUUUGAUGAAAUCGAUUAAAGUACUGGCUGAAAUACCCGAAUGGAAAGAGCGAUUACGAUGCCUAAUAGAUGUAUUGGAUAUUUUUGCAGUCGUUGAUGACGGAGAAGAAACAUUUUCGACGAUGCUUGCUGGCUUAGAAAAAGAAACAAUGCCAUUAAAAGAUUUAAAGAAACUAAUCUUAAGACUGGAAAAGGCAAUCAGAGCUCUUAAUGAUUAUUGCUGGAAAAUAAUCAAAGAAAUAGCUGCCGCUCACGAUUUAUUGAUUUGGCUUGAUAAAAUUGGAUUGGAUGAUUUAAACAAUGUAAUUAAUGGAGUUGAUGACCACUCUGACGAACGUUUAAUCCAGGAGGAUACAAUUUCUUCUCUUAUGGAAAUCAAACAGUUUUUGGCCCCACUCAGAUCGGAUGAUGUGCAAUUUCGAGUUUCAGGAUUUUUGGAAAAGCUCCGCGAAUUAACUGAUAAGAACAAAGUUCUCGCGGAAAGAAUUUCUCUUUGUAAUAGUCAUCGUUCUGCACUAAUGAAUAUGUAUGAAAACAUUACUAAUAGAGGCGAAGUUACGAAGGAGCGUAUAAAAAAUGCUGCGACAAAGGGAGUUUACAUAUUUAAACGCGAUAAGGAUGAAGAUCGGUGCUCUGUUGAGAUGUCUUACGAAACAGAGAAGG
Molecule: messenger RNA, 908 nt
Organism: Paraglomus occultum
Lineage: Eukaryota; Fungi; Glomeromycota; Glomeromycetes; Paraglomerales; Paraglomeraceae
Source: the annotation of a GenBank genome assembly